CAGAGAAAGAUGGGGCGUGCUCGAGGGCCCCAGAAAUGGAGGGAUCUGAGACAGCAGGAGGGGGGGAAGCAGUUUCGGAUGAAAAGGCCGUCAUCGCUCCUCUGGUGCUGCCCACCAUGGGCCCGGUUAAAAUACCCAUUCCAGAGCGAGAGACCUGGACUCGACAGAUGGACUUCAUCAUGUCCUGUGUAGGAUUUGCAGUCGGUCUGGGAAAUGUGUGGCGGUUUCCUUAUCUUUGCUACAAGAAUGGAGGAGGUGUGUUUCUCAUUCCCUACUUGCUGAUCGUGUUUGUGGGUGGAAUCCCAGUGUUCUUCUUAGAAAUUGCUUUGGGUCAGUUCAUGAAGCAAGGAGGAAUUGCAGCGUGGAACAUCGCUCCGCUUUUCAAAGGUCUUGGCUUUGCCUCGAUGGUGAUUGUGUUCUUCUGCAACACGUACUACAUUAUGAUCCUGGUCUGGGGCCUCUAUUACCUGGUACACUCCUUCACUAACACCCUGCCCUGGGCCACCUGUGGACAUCCCUGGAACACCAAGGAGUGUACCGAAGUCUUCCUACUAGACCAGUGCUCCAACGUGACUUCAGCCAAUGCUACCGGCUUCAGCACCACGCACAAUAUCAGCUGUGAUGCUCUCCUGAACAAGAGAUCACCGGUCAUCGAGUUCUGGGAGAAUAAGGUGCUGCAGCUCUCCGGAGGUCUGAAUGAGCCUGGGCAGUUGAACUGGCAGAUGAUACUUUGCCUCCUGGCCACGUGGAUCAUUGUCUAUUUCUGCAUCUGGAAGGGCGUGAAAUCGACUGGAAAGGUUGUCUACUUCACAGCUUUGUUUCCGUACGUGGUCCUGAUCGUCCUCCUGGCCCACGGAGUCACUCUGCCAGGGGCAUUGGAUGGCAUUGUCUACUAUCUCAAGCCUAACUGGUCCAAGCUGGCUGAAGCUCAGGUAUGGAUAGACGCUGGAACGCAGAUCUUCUUUUCGUACGCUAUUGGGUUAGGGGCUCUAACAGCCCUUGGCAGCUACAACAGAUUUCACAAUAACUGCUACAGAGAUGCAUAUAUAUUGGCUGCUAUUAACAGUUCUACAAGCUUCUUUGCUGGUUUCGUGGUCUUCUCAGUCCUGGGGUUCAUGGCGUCAGAGCAGGGGGUUGACAUAUCAAAAGUUGCAGAAUCUGGUCCUGGACUGGCCUUUAUCGCAUAUCCAAAGGCUGUGACUUUGAUGCCAUUUGCUCCGAUCUGGGCUGCACUUUUCUUCUUUAUGCUCUUGGUUCUUGGUCUGGACAGCCAGUUCGUGGGGGUGGAGGGAUUCAUCACUGGAAUCCUGGAUUUUUUUCCUCACCCAGUUAAUGGUGUUGUGCGCAGGGAGGUAACUGCUGCAGUCUGUUGUCUUCUGUGCUUUGUCAUCGACCUCUCCAUGGUGACCGAGGGUGGGAUGUACGUCUUCCAGCUCUUUGACUACUAUUCUGCGAGUGGCAUCACGCUGCUGUGGCAAGCUUUCUGGGAGUGCGUGGUUAUCGCGUGGGUUUAUGGUGCAGACAGGUUCAUGGAUGACAUUGCUCGGAUGAUUGGUUACCGGCCUUUGCCGUACAUGAAGUGGUGCUGGUCUGUGAUCACUCCCCUCGUCUGUGUGGGUAUUUUUGUGUUUCAUGUAGUCAACUACAAACCCCUGACUUACAACAAGACUUACGUCUACCCGUGGUGGGGUGAGGCCAUUGGCUGGAGUCUCGCUUUGGCCUCCAUGCUGUGUAUUCCAAUGACUGUGGUUUGCAAGAUGCUGAGAUCUAAGGGCUCUCUUCGGGAGCGCUGGCACCACCUGACCACCCCCGGUUUGGGGUCACCACCAUCUUGAGUACCUCACCCCAGAAGCGGAGACCAAGCUGCUCCCUCCCGACUCUCUUGUCACACUCAACAAGGAGAAGGCCACCCUGUUUGAGACCGUGAUCUAA
This is a messenger RNA of Staurois parvus, 1932 nucleotides long. Lineage: Eukaryota; Metazoa; Chordata; Amphibia; Anura; Ranidae. The record is from the annotation of a GenBank genome assembly.